AUGGUCCCUCGUGCGUCGUUCAGCUCGGCAGUGCCAGCCAGGCUGAUCAGCGGGUGUGGACGUCGCAAGAUGUUGCGCCGCUCGACUGCUGCAAGAGGUCUCGCAAGCUCCCAGGCCGCUGCAAUCUCGCCUUCCGGCGUCUUCCAGUACGCAUCGCUUCACACCCGGGCUGGAACAGCAUGCAAUGCACAGUCUAGCCCUAGCUCUCCGAAGAUCUCGUCCAGCCCAUCGCAUGCUUCCAGGAGGACAUUGGCCUCCACGGCGACCUCGGCAGCAUCGCCUCCUACCUCCUUCUCGACAGACCCGACCAGUGCUCUCGCAUCGCUCCUGCCCUUCUUCAAGUCCAGCUCCCUCACUACAAGCGACCCCACCUGGGCCAGCAGAGUCUCAUCAGCUCUGGCUUCAUCCUCAAGCAAUGUCCUCUCGGCUUCAGAUCCAGCCAAAGAAGUUCUGAUCUUGCGUCUCAAGAGCGAGGAGCAGGGAGAGGAGGAGGGCACCGAUGUUCUAGCGGCUUUGCUAGAGGACGGAAUGGUAGAUCAUACAGGAAGAAUGCCUGUUGCACUAGCCGAGGCGAGACGACGCCUGCCAAGCGGGACGGACCUGAUUGUCAGGUAUGGACAGGAGGUGCGGUUGCAAGAGCGGAGUGGUGUGCUCGAGGUCCCAUUGCCAUGGCUGAAGGAGACCGGUGUGGUCCUCAGGGAGGUGCAAGACUGUGAUCUGUCAGCUUCGGAAACAUUGUCUGCCAUCUACCUGGCGUCCCAAGUCAUCCUGUCAUGCUCCUACUCGGCGCUUUUCACGCCGCGUCCAUCGCCAUGGCUGCAAGAGCUAGGCUCCGUCCUGCGGACUUUUGCGAACCAUCCGGGAUUGCGCCUGACUGUCGCUCAUAACGGUGAAGCAGCAGAGUCGUCUGAUCGCACAAGAGCGGCUCAACAGAUCAUUAGGCUCGCGGCUUCUUCAGCUAUAGCUGGUGUGCCUCGAUUGCAGAUGGACUUUAUUGAUACAACCAAGGUUCAACACGCCCAGGAGGCUCUUCGCGAAGCUAUGGGCUUCCCUGCGCUGAGCAGUCACGCGAGCAGCAGUUCGUCUGCCAGUCAAAGUCGCACCAAUUCUUGGUCGGACUUCCAGAGCCUCUCUACAGAAUCUGGUCUGCCGGCUCUGGUCUCUUCUUUGAUCGCUUCAUCGAGUUCGCACGAGCAGGAGCAUCUUCAAUUGCUGGUAUCGCAUGCUGCCGAGGAGAUCGCUACUCGCCUCUCCCUCGCAAGGACCGACCUGGACGAGAUGCGCUCCUGGGCGAGCUGGCUAGAACGCUCAGCCGAAUCAGAUGCCUCCCACUUAGUGGGCAAGAUUCUCUCCUCCACCCCCUCUAUCACUAAGAAGCCGCCUCACUCUGGAAAAGAGCCGCCGUUGCUACCCAAGUGGUGGAAGCUGCCUUUCAUCGGCGAUGUGGAAGCUAGAGAGAGGAUCCAUGUGGCACUUGAGAGGGACUGGCUGGGUGGAAAGGAGACGGAGGAAAGGUUGACCUGGUGGGGUGGGCGCUUGAAGGAGCUGCAAGGCAAGGAGCAGAGGGAGAUGGAGGAGCUUGUGACUCGGCUACAGAAAGGCCGACAGCUACCCAAUGACGAAGGCGAGGAAAGUGAAGCAGCUUCUGGCAGUCAGUCCGACAUCAAGGCCAAGAGAGCGGACCGCCUGAGAUCACUUCCUCCUUCCCGGAUACUGGAGAUGCGCUCGGCUUCCCUGGCCUAUCUCUCUUCCCCCAACGUGGACCUGAACGAUCCGACUAUCCUCGCCCAGCCAAUCAUUCGGGCAAGAGACCACUUCUUCGGCCGCAACCUUCCUACAGGCCGAAGAGCCUUCGCAGCAAAGCCGGCUGGCCCCGUCACAGCCGAGCUCCCCGGCGGCGGCAGUGCGGGACUGGGCCCUUCCCCGGAAGAGGGCGGAGUGAGUAUCCUCGACUCGCUGCAGAGGCGUAUCCAGUCGUCCAUCUUCCGCUUCUAUGCCACCACCGGACUCGCCUGGUCCAUUGCGGGCUGGGGUUUGGCUUCGCAUCAACUCUUCCCAUAUGUUGAACGGACAGCUGCGGGCUCAAGCUCGAGUGGUAGCUCGUCGCUCCUGGCCGUCCCUUCGGCCUACCUGACAGACCUCCUCUCGCUCCCCUCCUUUGAUCCCUCUACCUCUCUCGGAAUCGCCCUCCUGGGAAGCACCUACGCCCUCUGGUCCCUGCAACGCUCGCACGCGCGCAUCUCUUCUCGUCUUCUCACUCGAGACCUCCUCACCCGUAUUCCCGCAAACGCUCGAGCAAGCCUGCAGGAGCGAGUAGAGGAGGUAGCCAUGCAGGGUGUCUAUGGCUGGCGAGCCAAGAUCGGGAGGAUCGUGAGGGAGUGGUGCGAGCUAGAGGCAAAGGUGUUGAGGGAGGAGAGGAGGAGCUGGGAGGCUGUCAAGCCCAGCAUCGCUCCUCCUUCUUCUUCUCCUUCCUCUGCGGCGCACACCACCUCGAGUACCUCCUCGGCUGUCCUGCCCGGCUCACCCCUCCCACACUCGACCACCUCCCGUCCAGCCACGCAGCAAGCCCGUCUCUUCUCCACUUCGGCCACUGCCGCAAGGGCAGAUCGUCCCGAACGGCCUGCCCAUCUGCCCCCGCGUCGUGAUCCAAACAAGCCUCCCUCCCGACACAGGCUCUACUACCGCGAGGUACUUCCGGCGUGGAUUAGGUGUAUUGCGUAUGCUGGACUGGCGUAUGGGGGAUGUCAUGCUGCUUGGUAUGCUUUGGAUGCGCUGGAAGGGGAGGAAGUGGGGGAGAGGAAGCUGAAGGAGAAGUAG
Messenger RNA from Microstroma glucosiphilum, 2817 nucleotides. RefSeq lists its product as hypothetical. The coding region runs from base 1 to 2817 and encodes 938 amino acids. NCBI's taxonomy places the organism in Eukaryota, Fungi, Basidiomycota, Exobasidiomycetes, Microstromatales, Microstromataceae. The transcript is spliced from 2 exons. The record is from RefSeq and is a predicted model, not a curated record.